Messenger RNA from Callorhinchus milii (elephant shark), 7779 nucleotides. RefSeq names its product matrix-remodelling associated 5a (gene mxra5a). The transcript has 8 exons. NCBI's taxonomy places the organism in Eukaryota, Metazoa, Chordata, Chondrichthyes, Chimaeriformes, Callorhinchidae. Gene Ontology annotation, cellular component: extracellular region. Bases 1 to 7629 code for a protein of 2542 amino acids. Gene Ontology annotation, molecular function: protein binding. The record is from RefSeq and is a predicted model, not a curated record.
AUGGGCAGUAUGGCGUUGCUCUCCAUGGUGCUGAUCGUGUCUCUCAGCCUCCCAGGACCGGUGCUCUCCUGUCCUCAGCUCUGUGCCUGCUAUUUCCCCACCGAGGUUCACUGCACUUUCAGAUCUCUCACCACUGUGCCUGUCGGCAUAUCAAAACAUGUGGAAAGAAUCAAUCUGGGCUUUAACAGCAUACAGUCUGUGAGUGAGACGUCGUUCUCAGGACUGGAUAAGCUGGAGCUCCUCAUGCUGCACGGCAACGAUAUCCAGAUGAUCCCCGAUCGAGCCUUCCGUGAUCUGCACUCACUGCAGGUGCUGAAAAUGAGCUACAACAAAGUGGAUGUGAUAACAGGGAAGACAUUCCGGGGCUUGAGGAGUGUACUGAGACUCCACGCUGACCACAACAGGAUCAGGUUCAUCCAUCCGGGCGCGUUCUAUGGCCUGACCUCCCUCAAGCUGCUCCACCUGGAGGGAAACCGCCUUGGCCGGCUCCACCCCAGGACCUUUGUCACCUUCUCCUUCCUGCAGUACUUUGACGUCUCGUCCAUCAAACACCUUUACCUGUCGGACAAUUCCAUACGAAGCCUUCCUCACCGCAUGUUCCGAUCGAUGCCCCAGCUUGAAAGUAUCUACCUGCACGGGAACCCCUGGGAGUGUGACUGUCGGCUCAGGUGGCUGAUGGACUGGGAGAAGGAGGCUGGAGGUCCCGUGAAGUGCAAAAAAGACCGGACGUACGCCAGCGGGCACCUUUGCUCAGUGUGCAGCAAGCCCGAGCACUUAGCGGGGACGGAGCUUUCCAAACUGCGAGCCUCUGACGUGGAGUGUCGGAAACCCAGCAUCCGGUCACCGCUGAAGAAGCUCAGCAACGUCACCGGCACCGGGUGGCGAGAGGAGGUCGAGACAGAGGACUUGGCUGAGCCAGACUAUCGGCCUCUGACGGGGGAGGUAGCUAUGAAUCUAACAGACCGUCACGGGGGAAACAGGGUGGAGCUGAGGUGCCAGGUCACCGGGCCAGAGGAACCCGGCACACGGACCCGCUGGGAGCUCCCGGGCAAUGGCGCUGUGGCUGUGAGGGUGAGCGUGAACCUGACGGUGGAGCUGGUUUGUGCAGUUGACUGGGAGCAGUUGUCGAGGGUGUGGACACUGAUCGCUUAUUACAGCGAGGAGGUGCCAUUGACUUUACGGAGGGUCGACAUGACGGAGAGUGGGGCGCGGUACUGGCAGGAUGAGGGCACUGACUACCGCACGGGCGGCGUGAAGGCCGACUUACUGGCUCGACCGGCCUGGCUGAUGCAGCCGUCGAUGGCAAUGCGGUUAGACAGGAGGCGCACCACGGGAAACCAUGCCGUGCUGUCUCUGGCCACCUCGCUGUACCGGAGAUUUACCGGCGCCGGUGAUGAUCUGGAGCUGGUGAAGCGGCCUUGGGUGCUGAUCGGAGAGACCCUCACGGAGCACGUGGUGUUACCGGGGGCCAUGUUGCGGCUGAACUGUCCAGCGGUGACCCCCACCUCCUCCUCAUCCACCUCCUCCUCCACCGAUUCCGGUGAUGGACAGCCGAGCGUGGAGUGGACAUUACCGGACGGCACCGCGGUGCGGGCUCCCUAUGUCACGGCUGAUAACCGGCUGAGCGCCACGGCGACCGGUCUGCUCACCAUCAGGGCGGUGGAUGGCCGCGACUCGGGCCCAUAUCGCUGCACGCGGCGGGUGGAGGGUGACUGGGACUCGGUGACGUACCGGGUGGCAGUGUUGUCGUUGGAGUCGGAGCCGACGUCGAGGGUGGAGAGGCCGGUGAUGGUCCGCGCCCGGCCAGGAGAGGCCGUCUCCCUGCCCUGUGCCGCCCUCGCUGUGCCCGAGGCCCGGCUGAGUUGGCUGCUCCCUGACAACCGUGUGGUGUCGGCUCCUAACGGCACGCUGGAAGUGGAGGCCGGUUUGCGCGGCGGCCGCUACACAUGCGUGGCCGUUAACCGUUAUGGGGCCGACUCGUUCUCCGUGCGGCUGCUGGUGGACAAGCCCAUCCGGCCCAGUCGGGUGUCAGGCCCCAGGGUCUUGGUGAGGCCCGUGCCCCGGGAGCGGGAGGGCUCGGGCGGGGAGGAGGCAGCGGCAGUGUUCGGCGAGGUCAGAGCCCAGCGCCGGGGUAGCACCAGGAGGUUACACAGGAGGCCGGGUGGCAACCUCAAACCCAGGCCCAGGUUUCGGCCUAGGCCUAGGCCCGACCCCAGGCCUGGGAAUAGCUCGCGGCUCAGGGCAGCCGAGGGCCGGAGGCGGGUGGGUUGGGGGAGGAGGAGGAGGCCGAGCGGGUCGACGAGGAAGAUCGAUCCACAGCGCUGGGCAGACAUUUUGGCCAGGGUCAGGGGGAAAGCAGCCUCAGAGGCCACUCAGGCCCCUCAGCCAGGGAAGGCAGUGUUAAGAGGCCAAGAUGGGCCGGAGGGCAGCGGUGAGGUUGGCCUGGGGGAAAGGCCACUGGGAGGAGGUGGACACGACACCAGGGUCAUCACUAAACCAGCCGGGCACGGCAACCAGAGAGCCAGGCAACGUCCUGUGGCCUUUCCCGGUGCUACAACCCACCCGACCAGCUUAACCGGAGCUGCUACCACCAUCGCCGCAACCAACAAAGACACAACUGGUCUAAUCAAGCCUCCAACCACCGUCACCGGGACAUCUACUAGUGUAACCGGGGUUUUCACCAUCACGACUGGUACAACUCGACCAGCUACCACCGCGGCCGAAACAUCUACUGGCAUAAUCGGGGCUGGCACCACGGGCACCACAACGGGUGGGAUGACCAGCGUAACCGACGCUCCAACUCCCACCCCGGAGGUGGCUACCGAGCCUCGGGUCACUACGGCAGAAGCGCUUGCGGGUUUAGGGUUAAGUGGUACCACAUCAGCCCAGACGCUCACGAGUCCAACCCCCUCCACAACCAAAGCAUCUGCUGCCGUCGCUGGAGCCAAGGAAACCACCGCGGCUGCCGCUGAUGCCAUGGCAACGCCCCAGCUCAGGCUCCGCAUCACCGCAGCAUCUGCCGAACCCACCGGCCCCUCCGUCUCCCCGCCAGCUCUCACAGCCACCCUCAGACCCGCGGCCAGGGGCAACGGCGCCCGCCGCCUCCCCAGGAAACGUCUGCCCGGCCACAGGCGGUACCGGCCCAACAGGUACCGGCACAGACCACGGUUCCGCCCGGCAGCCAGGAGGACACCAGCGCCGCCACUGGGCACAAUUGGGACCUCGGCAACAGCAGAGCCGGGGACUGCGUCAACGGCGGUGGUGACAGUGGGCAGAGAAACGCAGGGCUUCCGUGCCCAACCGGGGAGAGAGUCGCCGUCCGUGCCCCCCAGCAGCUCAGACCCACCUCGCCCGGUCACCGGGAGCUCAACGGCAAAACUCACCUCAACGGCAAUGACAGCCCCGAGCUUCACCGCAACCAGCCGACCGGCAACGGCCAACGGCUCCCGGGGUCGGCCGCCCUCGGAGGCACAGAGCACUGCAAAGGGUGUCGUCGCCAAUGUCUCUGAGCCACAGUCCCGGCCAUUCCCCUCCUCCCCCACAGAACCGCAGCGGCGACCUCACCCCAGCCAGGUGUCACCGGGCGGCCGGGCUCUGGGCACCGCUCGCCCGGCACCUCUGCCGCGGUCGGUCACGUCUCCUGAGGCUCCGCUCAAGUCGAACGGCAGCACGGGAUUCGCCGCUGGUGGCAUCACUGGACCGCCGUGGCACGCGGGACCCACCGCGGUGACCAGUCUGCCUCACGGCACCGGAGACCCCGAGACCGAGGGGGUCGACCCGCCGUUUCCCCCGAACACAUCAACUGCCCCCACCAGAGAGCUGCCAGUGAUCGGGGGUGGGCUGGGUGGUGCUGCCCCAACACGGGAGGGUCAGACGGGCUCCACGAGGGGUCCUGAGCUUACACCCGGCACUAAGUCCGAGACGGACCCGGCGCCUGGCACCACGGUCCCCGAGAUCGUCACAGGAAGAGCCGCCACCAAUCCCCAUCGUCAGAUCCCGGGCACCGGGAUUACCCCCCACCCUCUCACCACCAGCCCCAACGCCGGCACGAGGGGAGAUCCCGAGACCACCCACCCGCUGACCGGCCACCCGCCCGCGAGCGAUGCCCACACAGACCAAGGAGAGCGACGUCGAGGGGCUUCACAGAUCCCACCCACGUUUGGCCGUGAAGACAUGUCCACUACAUCAAGACCGGUCCCCAGUCUUAGCGCUCCGAGAGAAAGCUCCCCCAGACCCCAUGCCCCCAAAGAAAGCUCCCCCAGACCCCAUGCCCCCAAAGAAAGCUCCCCUAGACCCCAUGCCCCCGAAAAAAGCUCUCCCAAAGAAAGUUCUCUUGAAUCGAGUUCCCCCAAAGAAAGUUCUCUUGAACCUAAAAGUUCCCCCAGAGACAGCUCCCCUGGACCCACUUCCCCAAGAGAAAGUUCCCCAAAAGAAAGUCCCCCCAGACCCAGCCCCCCCAGAGAAAGUCCUGCCAUAACAAUCUCCCCCACCAGAAACACUCUCCCGCCCAGCGCUGUGGCCACGGCAACCACGCACUUGUACAGAGUCACGUUGCUGAACAGAAAGCCACCUCGUUUCCCCACGAUACCUCAGGUCAGAGAGUCGAUGGCUCACAAGUCCUCCAGAGGGUCUCAGCCUCUCCCCGGCCUCAGAGCAGCAGCAAAGGGCAAACCCAAGAUUACCAGCAGACACCUCCACACCGUGUCCGUGCAGGCGGGCAAGGACGCCAGGCUUCCCUGCAGUGCCACCGGGGAGCCCAAACCGUGGAUAUCCUGGACCAAAGUGCCGACCGGGGCAGCGAUGACGGCAAACACCAAGACGCAGCGGUUCAAAGUCCUCCCCGACGGCAGCUUUGCCAUCCGGGCGGUGGAACUGCAGGACCGCGGACAGUUCCUGUGCGCCGCCCGCAACCAGCACGGGGUGGACAAGGCUCUGGUCACAUUGGUGGUGCUUUCCCAACCGCCCAGAGUCACGGUGCCCCGGCACAGAGAGGCUGCCGUGUACCUGGGGGCCACGUUCACCGCUGACUGCCGCGGAGAGGGUCUGCCUCCUCCCCGCAUCUCCUGGCUGCUGCCGGACGGGGCCAUGCUGUGGGCACCGUCCCCUCGCCAGGCCGGCCACUCCGCGGUGGUCCUGGCUAACGGCACGCUGGGCGUGACCGAGAUCACCUUCUCGAACCGGGGGCUGUACAAGUGCGUGGCCGACAACGGCGCAGGGGUGGACGUGGCCACGGUGAGGCUGCAUGUGUCGGCGUUGCCCCCCAUCAUUGGGCAGAGCAAGGUGGAGAAUGUGAGCGUGCCCACCGGGAGGGGGGUACACGUGGACUGCACCGCCAAGGCCGCCCCUGCCCCGAGGAUCCGCUGGACGCUGCCCGACGGGACCCAGAUCAAACCCUCACAGUUCAUCAAUGGCAACAUCUUUGUCUUCCCCAACGGGACGCUGUACAUCAGGAACGCCACCAGCGCUCACAGCGGCCAUUACCAGUGUCUGGCCACCAACCUGGUAGGUUUGGCGAGGAGGGGGGUGAGCGUGCGAGUGGAGACUCCCUUGGCCCCCGCCAGGAUUAUGGCCCCCUCCCCACACAGGGUGGAUGUGGCGUACGGAAGCCCCUUACACCUGGACUGCGAGGCCACGGGAGACCCUCACCCCAAGAUACUCUGGAGGCUGCCCACCAUGAAGCUCGUGGAUUCACGUUACAGUCACGACGACAGAAUCAAGGUGUUCACCAACGGUACGCUCUCGAUCGGCGUGGCCACAGACAAGGACCGCGGUGAUUACCUGUGCGUGGCCAGGAACCAGAUGGGUGAUGACUUCCUGGUACAGCGGGUUGGGGUAGCCAUGGCUCCGGCCAAAAUCCGGCAUAAGUCAGAGACAGCCCGGCAACAGGUCACCUACGGCAAAGACCUCCGUGUGGACUGUGAGGCCUCGGGCUUGCCGGACCCCCAGGUUUCCUGGGGCCUGCCGGACGGCACCACCGUCAAUAGCCUGGCCGGCCGGAGCCGGCGAUAUGUGGUGUUCGGCAACGGCUCUCUGUACUUCAACGAGGCCGGGCCCAAGGACGAGGGGGAGUACACGUGCUACGCGGUCAACCAGAUCGGCAAGGACGAGAUGCGAGUGAGCGUCAAGGUGGUGUCUGAGCCCCCCACCAUCCGGGGAGAUGAGGGGCCGGCGGUGCUGGAGGUGCCGUACGGCGAGUCCUUCUCCCUGCGGUGUGAGGCCAAGGGGCAGCCACAGCCCUGGCUCGCUUGGUUUUCACCGUUCAACCGUUACAUCCCACCCUCGUCCGCCAAAUACCGGGUGGGCAAUGACGGGACCCUUCUGGUGAGGGACGGGCAGAACACAGACUCCGGUAACUACACGUGUGUGGCCAGGAACGCUGCGGGCGAGGGCAGGCGGGUGGUGACCGUGAGAGUGAGAGCGGAGCCGCCUCGGAUCGUCGUCGCAGAUCGGCGUCUCUUCUCGGGGGCUGUGACGGAGACAGUGUUGGCCGGUGCCCGCAAGCUGAUCGACUGCCAGGCGGAGGGCGUGCCCUCUCCCAGGGUGACCUGGCUCCUGCCCGGUGGAGCGCCGGCCACGCUCACCUCUCACCGCGAUGGAGGGAGGGUCACGGUUCACGCCAACGGUACCUUGGACAUCCGGAAUGCUGGGAGGAUGGACGCCGGACGGCUGAUGUGCCUCGCCAGCAAUAAGGCGGGCAAUGCCAAGCUGACAGUGGAGCUGGAGGUGGUGGAGGAGAAACCAGCGGUGAAGCCGUCGUUUGCCGACUCGCCUUCCUCAGCCGGUGUGAUCUCGGCAGCCACCGGGGGCAGCACCGUGCGGCUAGACUGCUCCUCCCGGGGCAGCCCGGCUCCCGACACGGUCUGGUACCUGCCGAGUGGCGAGCGCCUGGCAAGCGGGCAGCGUCUGGGCAAGGCUCACCACGGGGCCAACGGCGAGCUCCACAUCAGCCAGCCCACCGCGGCCGAGGCCGGCAAGUACCGGUGCGUGGCCAGGAACGUGGCCGGCUCGGCCGAAAGGCUGGUGACGCUGGAGAUCAGUCAGGAGCCGGAGCCGCGGAGCCACUACUCAGGGCUGGUGCGGGUGCUGAACGGUGAGAACAUGCGGCUGGACUGCGCGGUGGGCGGGGGCCGGGGCCACGCGCGGGUCACCUGGAUCCUGCCAAGUGGCACAGUGCUCAGCCGCCCGCAAAGCCUGGGACGCUUCUCCCUCCUACGCAACGGCUCUCUGGCCGUGCGCCACGCCUCGGUGUACGAUCGCGGCACCUACCUGUGCCGGGCGUCCGAGGGCCCGGGCGCCCCUCAUGCCAGGGUGCCCGUCAUCGUGGUGGCUUACCCCCCCCGCAUCACCACCGGCCCCGCUCCCGUCACCUACGCCCGGCGGGGAGGGGGCGCCGUGCGGCUAGACUGCGCUGCCACCGGGACCCCCCCGGCCGAGGUGAGCUGGGAGCUGCCGGGCCAGGGCCGGGUGACCUCUGCCAACCGUGGCCGACUGGUGGGCAACAAGUACCUGCACCCCCAGGGGGCGCUCGUCAUCCAGAGCCCCACCUCCGGCGACACCGGCUUCUACAGGUGCAUCGCCACCAACCUGCUGGGCAGCGACGUCAAGACCACCUAUGUCCACGUCUUCUGAUUGACACGGCCAAUCGUUUCACAGCGUUCGUUACCCCCGUUAACCCUAACCCCACCAUCUCGCCCCCCCCCCCCAUUAAAGGGCAUCUCAAUGAUCUUCGGGCAACUGGUUCGGACCCCCUCAAACCAGCUUGCUCUCUCUUCCCCCACC